Messenger RNA from Thyridium curvatum, 1236 nucleotides. RefSeq lists its product as uncharacterized. NCBI's taxonomy places the organism in Eukaryota, Fungi, Ascomycota, Sordariomycetes, Thyridiales, Thyridiaceae. Gene Ontology annotation, cellular component: intracellular membrane-bounded organelle. The record is from RefSeq and is a predicted model, not a curated record. Gene Ontology annotation, biological process: pyruvate decarboxylation to acetyl-CoA. The transcript has 4 exons. Gene Ontology annotation, molecular function: pyruvate dehydrogenase (acetyl-transferring) activity. The coding region runs from base 1 to 1236 and encodes 411 amino acids.
AUGUUCUCAAGAGCUCUCAAGGUCGGCCGCGCGGUGCCUCUGCGCGCUGCUCGCGCACCGGUUCCCGUUCUUGCUGCUCGGAGGACUGUCACCACCAAUGCGGCCUCCUCCCACGUUGAACAGAGCGCUAUUCCCAAGUCCGACGAGGAGAAGUUCUCGGUCAACCUAAGCGAUGAGAGCUUCGAGACAUACGAGAUCGACCCUCCGGCGUACUCGAUCGAGGUGAGCAAGAAAGAGCUCAAGGAGAUGUACUACAACAUGGUUGUCAUCCGUCAAAUGGAGAUGGCCGCGGACAGACUGUACAAGGAGAAGAAGAUUCGGGGUUUCUGCCACCUUUCCACCGGUCAGGAGGCCGUCGCUGUCGGUAUCGAGCACGCUAUCAACAAGGACGACGAGCUCAUCACUGCCUACCGAUGCCACGGCUUCGCUCUGAUGCGUGGUGGCACCGUCCGAUCCAUCAUUGGUGAGCUGCUGGGCCGCCGAGAGGGUAUUGCAUACGGCAAGGGUGGCUCCAUGCACAUGUUCACCAAGGGCUUCUACGGAGGUAACGGCAUUGUCGGCGCCCAAGUGCCCGUCGGCGCUGGCCUGGCCUUCGCCCACAAGUACACUGGCAGCAAGAAGGCUGCUGUCAUCCUCUACGGUGACGGUGCCAGCAACCAGGGCCAGGUUUUCGAGGCCUUCAACAUGGCCAAGCUCUGGAGCCUCCCCGCUCUGUUUGGCUGCGAGAACAACAAGUACGGUAUGGGUACGGCCGCGUCCAGGUCUUCUGCGUUGACCGACUACUACAAGCGAGGACAGUACAUCCCUGGUCUCAAGGUCAACGGUAUGGAUGUCCUGGCUGUCAAGGCUGCCGUUAAGUACGGCAAGGAGUGGACUGAGAAUGGCCACGGCCCACUCGUCCUUGAGUAUGUCACCUAUCGGUAUGGUGGUCACUCCAUGUCCGACCCUGGUACCACCUACCGAACCCGCGAGGAGAUCCAACGCAUGCGGUCGACCAACGACCCUAUUGCCGGCCUGAAGCAGAAGAUGCUCGACUGGACCGUGGUUACGGAGGAUGAGCUCAAGGCUAUUGACAAGGAAGCCCGAAACCACGUCAACGAGGAGGUCGCUGCUGCUGAGGCUAUGGCUGCCCCUGAGGCCGUCCCCAAGAUUCUGUUCGAGGACAUCUAUGUCCGCGGGUCGGAGCCCCAGUUCAUUCGAGGCCGGACCCCCGACGAGAACUUCUACUUCAACUAA